Molecule: messenger RNA, 2118 nt
Organism: Huiozyma naganishii CBS 8797
Lineage: Eukaryota; Fungi; Ascomycota; Saccharomycetes; Saccharomycetales; Saccharomycetaceae
Gene: MLH2
Product: mismatch repair protein MLH2
Exons: 1
Coding region: 1-2118 (705 amino acids)
Biological process (GO): mismatch repair
Cellular component (GO): MutLalpha complex
Molecular function (GO): ATP binding; ATP hydrolysis activity; ATP-dependent DNA damage sensor activity
Source: RefSeq, a predicted model, not a curated record
AUGGCCAUUAAAGAGAUCCUUCAAAAUGAUCAACAGAAAAUCGUGGCCAGUGCCUUGAUAUUCAGUCCCAUAUCCGCUGUCAAAGAGCUGAUAGAUAAUAGCAUUGACGCGGAGGCAAAAAAUAUAUACAUUGAUAUUGAUUCGGUAUCAGGGGGAUGCGAUUUUAUAAGUGUCAGGGAUGAUGGAACAGGUGUACCUAUUCCAGUUAGACCAAUGAUGUGCUUGAAUCAUACUACAUCGAAAAUUAAUACGCUGCAAGACCUGUCUACGUUGACAUCGUUAGGAUUUAGAGGAGAGGCAUUGUUUUUGCUAAGUAGUCUGGCGGUACAGGGGGGUUCUCUACAAAUUACGACCAGGUCCGCAGAGGAAAGAAUAGCUGAUAGCUGGUACGUUGGCAAGGAAGGACACAUGAAUACCAGUACUCGAGUGAAAACGCCUGCUCCAAUAGGAACAUCCGUGAUAAUUAGAAACCUUUUGAGUGGGCUAAAGGUACGGCGCAUGGCGUAUGCAUCGCGGGCGAGUAAAGCCAUCGAAGAUAUCAAACAGCUCUUAACCAACUAUUCCUUGAUUUUCCGCAGAGUGCGAUUUAGCCUCUCAUUAAUCUCACUUUCCAAGAGGAAUGGCUUUAUCUCCAACAAAGAACUCCAACAGUCGUUGAGUGCGGAUAUUGCUCGAGCAAGAACUUUGUCUGCUGUUGCAAAGCUUCGAAAACCGGUGCAAUCAAAUUUCAUUGUCCGGGAAAAUCUCAAAAUCAGUGAAACCCUCCAACUCGAGCUGAUUUUGCCGAAAAUGAUCCCUAAUUCAGAAGUUAUCAACGUAAAGAAACUUCAUAAAAUUUUGUCCGUAAACAAUCGAGCGAUGUCACCACGAUUGGAGAUGGGUCGUUCAGUAGAUAAUUUACUGAACGGCAUAUAUCGUGAGUUUUCCUUACUGAAACCAACUGUGUGGUUCAUCAACAUCAAGUGUCCCAUGAAGAUGUUGGAUGUAAACAUCGAACCUGGUAAAGACGAUGUUCUUUUAAAUGAUUUUGAUUCGGCACUGGUAACUAUACGCAGUGUAAUAAAAGAGUUGCUAAGUGCUGAACUCGAUAUAGAAAUGAGCAACCCCCCCCCAAAAUUGAUACCUUCUAGAGUUAGCUCGGAUAUUGAGCCAACAAAUGCCCAUGAAUACCAAAGUCCAGAUCAUGCUAUCCUGAGAAAUAAUGAUGAUAGAAGAGAGAUUACGCCUAGAUCGAAUCUUCUUCUAGAGGACGACACUGAACCGUUGCUGGAGGCAAACACAACUCUCUUUGAUGACACGAAUAAGGAACCCCUGUUAGCUUCGGAAGGAGAUCAUGGACUAGAAGAUGAGGACCCCAGCUAUGGAGACGAUCUACAACUAAGGAAACACAAUCCCGGUACAUCUGCCGGUUCUAUUGGAUCAAGCGACGGAACCUGGCAGCACACUUAUUACGAUGAACUUCCAGCCACCAGUCAACCUAGUAGGCCAAGCUCAAAUGGAUUACCGUCGUUUCUAACACACGGAUACGAGAAAUCUGAUGAAACAAACGAUGACGUGGAAUUAUCGAAAGAUUUGAGCGUCUCCAAUCCGUUCACUCUAACAAAGAUGAGAACGAGCAAUGCAAGCCGAUUACCAGACGGUGUGAAGAAGAAGGCACAAAGUUCAUGGACAUCAUUCGACAACUUAAAGAAUUCUAACCUACAGGAAGCUACCGAACAUAAAGCAGUGUCAAUUACCGAUAAGAAGAUGGAAACGGUGCGUAACAGUCACUCUAAUAACAUGUCACAGGUUAAUUUGAGUAGGAAAAGGGCGUUGCCAGCACAAUCUGAACCCGUCAUAACUGGAAAUGUAAAAAAUCGGCGUAAAGGUUCGAGACAUUUAACAAUGUUUUCUGAAUACACAAAUAGCUACUCGAUUUAUAUCGAUUACGUGCCCAGGGGCAGCGUAAUCUCCGAACUCAAGGAUUUCACUCAAGAACAACCCCGCAUAGGGAUACAUCUAUCGAACAAUAUACUGGGAUUUCUCAAAGAAAAAUCUAAGGUGGAAGAUGCAGUGCAGCUUGAACACUUGACAGAGACCAACGAGGGCUGGCACCGGCUCUCCACCGGAAAUCUCUAA